UUUCAAUUGUACAUUUAUCUGAAUAGUUAUUGACUGACCUGCUGUUGCUAGGAAUCCUGAUAAGCGUAAGCGACUCUUGAUUGCCAUGGAUGUGGCCUUUGGAAUGGAGUAUUUGCAUGGAAAAAAUAUAGUGCACUUUGAUUUGAAGAGUGACAAUUUACUUGUCAAUCUUCGAGAUCCUCACCGCCCAAUAUGCAAGGUUGGUGAUUUGGGCCUAUCAAAGGUGAAAUGUCAAACUCUGAUCUCAGGUGGCGUGCGCGGAACACUUCCAUGGAUGGCAUCAGAACGUCUAAAUGGCAGCAGCAGUCUUGUCUCAGAGAAGGUUUGUGCUUUGCACAUUUUCUAGUACCCUCUAUCAUUUUAUUUUGA
Messenger RNA from Durio zibethinus, 369 nucleotides. Its product is annotated as RAF-like serine/threonine-protein kinase 20. Gene Ontology annotation, biological process: protein phosphorylation; signal transduction. NCBI's taxonomy places the organism in Eukaryota, Viridiplantae, Streptophyta, Magnoliopsida, Malvales, Malvaceae. The record is from RefSeq and is a predicted model, not a curated record. Gene Ontology annotation, cellular component: cytoplasm. Gene Ontology annotation, molecular function: ATP binding; protein kinase activity.